This is a messenger RNA of Laetiporus sulphureus 93-53, 348 nucleotides long. Its product is annotated as LAGLIDADG DNA endonuclease. The annotation marks the transcript as partial. The record is from RefSeq and is a predicted model, not a curated record. The transcript is spliced from 2 exons. NCBI's taxonomy places the organism in Eukaryota, Fungi, Basidiomycota, Agaricomycetes, Polyporales, Laetiporaceae. Gene Ontology annotation, molecular function: endonuclease activity.
GCAUUACCUUAUCUUCACGAACUGUACAAUGCUUUUUACCCGAAUGAUACAAAAGUUUUACCCAUGUCUUUGUUAAUCUUUAUGGACGCUGUAACUUUAGCUCAUUGGAUUAUGUGUGACGGUUAUAAUGAAAGCAACUGUGGUUUAGUUUUAUGUACAGAUAAUUUUACAAUGCAAGAAGUUUGCACACUUAUUGGAUUUCUGCAUUACAACUUUGGUUUUAAUUUCCUCGCAACUGAAAAAGGUCACCAUAUAAUUUAUAUUACAGCAGCAUCAAUGUCAUAUCUUUGUUCACUGGUUGGACCACACAUGCAUCCUCAUUUUAUGUACAAAAUAAGAACUUCUUAG